AUGUUAUUCGACGAGGACCCAGCCAUGCUUGUGCAAAGCACCAUGGCCAAUUUUCAUAUCGACACAGACAAGAUCGCCAUCGGCCGCAUCAAUGAAUCUCUCUCAACCCUCCAGCAAGCUCGUGAUCUACGCAUACGGGAAGCCGAGAGCGCCUUGAAGAAGUUAUCACGCAACUUUGCGACUAUGUCACAGCAACACAGCGAGACUGUCUCCUCGCAAAGCAGUACAGAUCAUGCGUCCCAAAUAGUCGAGCUCGAUACACAGAAAUUCCGUGCUGCUAAAGCAGCCUCAGACCUCGAAAUUGAGGGAGAGAGGCUAGAGCAGGAGGGGGAAGGUCUGAAGAGCCGAUUACAUGACUUGGAGGUCGAAGGGGUAGAAGGAGACAACAUGGCGAGGGCGAAGAGAGAGAUGGAUGACCCUACAAUACUAAAGCUAAAGGUGUAUCGAUCCCUUGGUAUUGAUGUGGAAGCCGAUAGUACAGGCAACUACAACAAAGCCGUAAUCCGAAACCACCAGAAAGGCGACGUCCAUGUUAUCAACGUCGACCCAAAAUUCUCUAAAUUCUUUUACUCAAAUUAUUUUUGGCAGACAAUGCGCUAG
Letharia columbiana is the source of this 600-nucleotide messenger RNA. RefSeq lists its product as uncharacterized. The record is from RefSeq and is a predicted model, not a curated record. Lineage: Eukaryota; Fungi; Ascomycota; Lecanoromycetes; Lecanorales; Parmeliaceae. The transcript has 4 exons. Bases 1 to 600 code for a protein of 199 amino acids.